UAUUAAGUGUAUUCCCCUAAACACACCUCAGCUCCUCUCCCACUCUCGGCGUUUCACUCUCGUCUCUCUCAGAGAAGGCCAUGGAUUUGCUGUCAGUCUCAUCCUCUUCUUCAUCUACCUCCCUAUUAUGCCCUCACUUCCUCUCCCGCUCCAAACCCUCCCACCAUUUCUCCUCAUUCAACCCCCCAAAAUCCUCCACCCCCAGAGCCUUCAUUCACAACUCCCUCCACACUGCCGCUCCCAAAUCCCUAGCCCUCGGCCUGGCCUUCGAAACCCGGCAGCGAGAGCAGCCCCAUGUCACUUUCCAACCUUCAGGCGUGUCUUCGCAGGCCCCCGCGACCGCCACGAGAGGCGCCGAGGCCGAUGCCAUGGGGCUUUUGCUCAGGGAGAGGAUUGUGUUCUUGGGGAGCCAGAUAGAUGACUUCGUGGCCGAUACUAUUAUCAGUCAGUUGCUGCUCUUGGACGCUCAGGACCACACUAAGGAUAUCCGUCUUUUUAUCAAUUCCCCUGGCGGGGCUUUGAGUGCUACGAUGGCCAUCUAUGAUGUUGUACAGCUCGUGAGGGCUGAUGUUUCCACAGUUGCACUUGGCAUAUCAGCAUCAACAGCUUCCAUAAUCCUUGGUGGUGGCACUAAAGGGAAGCGGCUGGCAAUGCCCAAUACACGGAUCAUGAUUCAUCAACCUCUCGGAGGUGCUAGCGGCCAAGCACUAGAUGUGGAAAUUCAAGCCCGAGAAGUGAUGCAUAAUAAGAAUAAUGUCACAAGAAUAAUUUCAGGAUCCACCGGUCGCUCAUUCGAACAAGUCCAGAAAGAUAUCGAUAGGGAUCGUUACAUGUCCCCUAUAGAAGCAGUUGAAUAUGGAAUAAUUGAUGGAGUAAUUGAUAGAGAUAGCAUUAUUCCUCUAGCUCCUGUGCCUGAAAAGGUGAAAGCAAGACUGAGUUAUGAGGAAAUCAGUAAAGAUCCAAGGAAAUUCUUGACACCUGAUGUUCCAGAUGAUGAGAUAUACUAGCUUUGGGUGUAAUAUUCUUACUAUUAUUCCUUUGUGCUAUUAAUUUGUCUACAACUUUAAGCUGAGGUAACUUACAAUUAAGAGAUUCUGCAAUUGUAGUGACGAAGUCUUGUUAGAUUUAAAAUUUUUGGAGUUAUUUGCUUUA
Molecule: messenger RNA, 1152 nt
Organism: Alnus glutinosa
Lineage: Eukaryota; Viridiplantae; Streptophyta; Magnoliopsida; Fagales; Betulaceae
Product: ATP-dependent Clp protease proteolytic subunit 4, chloroplastic
Exons: 2
Coding region: 81-1007 (308 amino acids)
Biological process (GO): protein quality control for misfolded or incompletely synthesized proteins
Cellular component (GO): endopeptidase Clp complex
Molecular function (GO): serine-type endopeptidase activity; ATP-dependent peptidase activity; ATPase binding
Source: RefSeq, a predicted model, not a curated record